Molecule: messenger RNA, 453 nt
Organism: Cladophialophora immunda
Lineage: Eukaryota; Fungi; Ascomycota; Eurotiomycetes; Chaetothyriales; Herpotrichiellaceae
Exons: 2
Coding region: 1-453 (150 amino acids)
Source: RefSeq, a predicted model, not a curated record
AUGGGGGUCGACUAUGCGUACGUCCGGAACGUGUUUCACUACGGCUUACCGAGUGAUACUAUCAAUUUCUCACAGGAGGUGGGUCACAUUGGGCGUGACGGGCGUAGUAGUGUCAGUAUGGUCUUAUUACCCCGUCACGCCCGGGCUAUAGACGACGAGCGCUGGGAGCGGGAGAAGCAUAUCACUCCGCUAUCUACGCGUGUCAUGCAACGCUAUAUGAAUACACGGUGUCUCGGAGCGGUACUUAGUCGCUUUUGCCGGAUCAAUAGUGGAGUGGACGGCUUUGACGGGCUCUUCAAUCCCGGGGCGGAAUCCGACAUAACGCCGUGGUGGGAUUCGGAGCCCGUCGAGCCGAGUCAAGGUCGGCAAGAGGAGGGUGUCAAGGGUGAGGAGGGGGAUAAGGACGUCGCGGACGUUGACGAGGCUUCCAGUCCAUACGAGGGUAGUCGCUAG